Molecule: messenger RNA, 3859 nt
Organism: Chlamydomonas reinhardtii
Lineage: Eukaryota; Viridiplantae; Chlorophyta; Chlorophyceae; Chlamydomonadales; Chlamydomonadaceae
Exons: 3
Coding region: 82-2580 (832 amino acids)
Biological process (GO): ceramide biosynthetic process; sphingolipid catabolic process
Cellular component (GO): endoplasmic reticulum; cell periphery; membrane
Molecular function (GO): glycerophospholipase activity
Source: RefSeq, a predicted model, not a curated record
GCUACAACCUUAUUACGCUUGGUCAGAAGCACACCGGAAACAGCAGCGAGCCCCAUCGGGCCCAGCAGCCGUGGCCCGAGUAUGCCUUCGUGGCGCACUGGGCGCGAGCGGCUGCUGUGCCUGGCCGCGUCCUCGGGCCACGCGCCCAGCCUGGACGCGGCCCUGGCUCAGUGCGGCUGCGUCCUGAAGCCGGAGGUGCUGACGGCGGCCGCCGCGGCAGGCAACCUGGCGGGCUGCGAGCGGCUGCUGCACGGCGAGGGCUGCUCCUUUGCAUUGGGCGCUCUCGGGCAGUCGGCGAAAGCGGGGCACUUGCGAGUCCUGCAGCUGCUGCUUGAAAGCUUGGUCCCAGAUGCUGUCUUGGUCCCAGAUGCUGUCUUGGUCCCGGACUUCUUGGCGGCGGCGGCGGAGGGCGCCUGCGCCGGCGGCCAGCCCCACAUCCUGGACUGGCUGCAGCAGGCGCACGGCUACAACCCAACGCCUCGGGACGCGGAGGCGGCGGCGGAGGCGGGGCAAGUGGAGCUGCUCGAACAGCUGCUAAGGCUGCCGGAGGCACGUCAGGCGUACGGGCUCGCGGAGUUGGAGGGCGGGCUGGAGCGGGGGCAGGAGCAGGCGUGGGGGCAGGAGCAGGGCGGCGCGCCUGCGGGCCCAGCUGCUGUUGCUACUGCCGGCGGAGGGGCUGGCGGCGGUGGCAGUAGCGAUGACGCGGCGGCGCAGAGUGCCCGACGAGAGGCGCGCUGGCGGCUGGUGACCGCAAUCACGCACGGCUGCCCGCUGGAGGUGCUGCAGCGGCACCUCGACACGCUGCAAUGGAUGGCGCCAGUGGCGGCGGCCCCUGCCGCCGCCGGAGGCGGCGGCACUGCGGGCGCAGUAGUUGCAGCAGCUGCUGCUGCUGCUGCUGCUGGCACGUCCGCUGCCGCGGCCGCGGCGGCGGCCGCGGCCCCUGCUCAGGCGGACUUUGCGGCGUGGAUGGCACUGGAAUACGGCAACAGGGGCGCGGAACGGGUGGCGGCGCGGCAGGCGGACGCGGAACGCGACAAGCGGCUGGCGCCGCUGCUGGAGGCCGCCGUGGGCAGCCCCACGCCCUGCUGGGCCGCCAAGCUGGACUUCCUGCUAUCGGCCUGGGGGCCGGAGGUGGCGGGCCAAGUGCUGAGGGGCGAGCGCGGGCGGCAUUGUGUUUGGCAGCGCGUGUCGGUACAGCCGGAUUACUUGGCAAGGCUGCGGCACUUGCAUGAGCGCGGCAUGCCGCCUGACGCCGAGGCCGCGGUGGCGUGCGCGGCUGACAGCUUCAACGCGGCAGCGCUGACGCAGCUGCUGGCGCAGGCCGCGGGUCCUGCUUCUGAAGAAGCGGCUGGUGCUGUGGGUGCCGCUGCUGCUUUGGGUGCUGCUGCUGGUGCCACGGGUGCCGCUGGCGAGGCAGCGGACGGCGUGCGCGGCGCGGGGGGAGGCGGCGGAGGAGGCAGGGCGGCGGGGGCGGCGGGUACCGACGGCGGCGGCAGGCAGCGGCGUGGCGCAGAGGGGCUGGAGCACACCUUUGUGUGCAGCGCUCGUCCGCCGGCCGCGGCGCCGGGGCAGCAUGUGGCCACAAUGCAGCUACUGGCGUCGCACGGGGCGGCGUUCACGGCCCGGCAUGUGGAGCUCGCGGGCGUGCGUGGCAGCUGGCCGGAGCUUUCGUUGCUGGGCUUGUGUGAGCUCGUGUGCCGCCCUGGGCCCGGCACCGGUGCUGGUGCCGGUGCCGGUGCCGGUGCCGGUGCCGGUGCCGGUGCCGGUGCCGGUGCCGGUGCCGGUGCCGGUGCCGGUGCCGGUGGCAGUGGCAGUGGCAGUGGCAGUGCCAAUGCCAGUGCCAGUGCCAAUGCCAAUGCUGGAGAUGCCGCAGAAGAGGAUGCGGUUGCGGCUGCGGCUAGGGCUGGGGAUGGGGAAGGGCCGGGGCAGAACGGAGCAGGGGAAAGGGAGCGGCAAGGCGCGCUUUCAGAGGAGCAAGCGGCGACCAGCACAGCUUGGUCUGCGGCCUUUCGUUCGACAGCCCGCUCCGGUGCCAGCCUGCGUGUGCUGCGUGUGCUGCGGGAGCGGUGCCGUGCGGCGGUGGACCUGGGUGCGGUGGCGGAGGGCGGCGGCGAGGAGGCGCUGGAGUGGGCGGCGGCGGAGCUGGCGGCGGAGGGCCGAGCGCCGCAGGCUCUCUCCGUGGAGCAGGCACGUGCCGUGUUUCGUGCCGGCAAUGCCGCCGCCCUCCGCUGGCUGCGGCACAGGCUCCUGCUGCCGCCUGCUCCGGCGGGGACGGUGGGCUGGCUGCCAGCCCUCGACAACGUCUGCACGGAGCUGCGCGUCUUUCAGUUCUGGCCGCUGCAGCUGUGGGCGGCGCUACAGCUACAGCCGUUGCAGCCACAGUCAUUGCAGCUACAGCCACUGCAGGAGGCGACGGUGGAGAAGGAGAGGGGGGGGCGAGGCCGGCUGUCAGCGGCAGGGGAGCAGGGAGGAGGGGAAGGUGGAGCGGCGGAAUGGGAUGCCAGAGGCCCAGGGCCCUGUGCGGGGGCAGGCGCCUGCAGGCCCCCAUGCUCCUACGCACUCGCCCGGUACGGCGAGUGACCUGUGGCCUGUGGGCCAUGAUCCACGGGACCACGAUCUCGGCUGGUGUAUAUAUCCGAUCAGCCAUCAGACGCCACCAGUGGGCUGGCAACAACAACGACAACAAUGCACAGAACAGCAAUACUCCUCAAGGCAGCCGGGGGGCAUGCUUCAAUGUUACUGUUGCUGGUCGCCACCAGUGGAUCUGGGUGGAGCGACAGCGAAACCUGAGCCAACCUGAAUUGGUGCAACCCAAGUAACCCGAUCAAUCAAUGGGCAGUAUACAGCGUUGCGCAAUGUGGUCUUCAAAUGUUCAUGCGUCCAUGUGUGCAUGCAUGCAUCCGGCCCGUCGUCAUCACCGCGGGCGCGCUUGCCGCGCCGCCCGCCAGCGCUGCCGCCACCGGCUGCAUGCAUGCAUAGAUGUGCAGUUGCAUGCAUGCAUGUAUGUGUAGUUGCUAUCGUAGGUUGGGAAUGGGGAGUUGCAGUCUUUCCGGACGGUUUGCAUACUUAGUUGAUGCAAGACUGUUAGGCUGCGGCGGCCACAUGUUGGGCCCAAGGUUACGGGUAGACAUGCAGCCAUCAACAGAGGGUAUGCGUGCGAGCGUGCAUGCGUGCGUGGGCAAUCUGCGCAUGUAUUCAUGUGGGUGCAUACGUGCGCAAGCAGUGGGUUCAGUGUCCUUGCCCGGGCCUUUGUGGCCAACCACCAUGCUCGCUUUGUGCCAUUUCGGCGAGGACCUUUUACCUUGCGGGUCUUGGGAGUGGGGGUCAAUGUUCGGCACUGCAUUGGAGUUUGUAAGGGGUGGCUUCAAGCAAGCAUGCUGAGUUUGGCUUGGUAGCAGAGCUGCAAUCUGCAAGGCUUGUGAGCGAUGCUAAGCGAUGCAGGGGUGAUCAGGGCCAGGCAGCAGCCAGCAGGGCCAGAAACCUAGGGGCUGCCAUGUGUGGCGGACAAUGUACGAUAAUGGCGGUCCGGUGGUGGCACAUGUGUGUGUGUGUGUGGGGGGGGGGGGGAGAAGGGCGCGAGGGGAGGCCGGGAGGGCAAGCCUUCGCCUGGCUUGAAUCUGGAGAUGCACUGUAUGCACUGAUACGGUGUGGUAUACAACCUAAAGCCCUCUGGCCUGUCGACUGCGUGCGACCGCGUGUCGUGAGACUGGGACCUACACACAACACUACCGCGCGCACGCGACGGCGGACAAAGGUAGGGAGAGCGGACAAGACACAUUCCAGUGGACGACAAAAAAUUGCGGGAAGUGGGGUUUGAACCCACGCAGUCUUUUACGACUAGGAGAUCUUAAGUCACCCC